Messenger RNA from Puccinia graminis f. sp. tritici CRL 75-36-700-3, 5884 nucleotides. RefSeq lists its product as uncharacterized. Gene Ontology annotation, cellular component: fungal-type vacuole; fungal-type vacuole membrane. The record is from RefSeq and is a predicted model, not a curated record. The transcript has 25 exons. NCBI's taxonomy places the organism in Eukaryota, Fungi, Basidiomycota, Pucciniomycetes, Pucciniales, Pucciniaceae. Gene Ontology annotation, biological process: transmembrane transport. The coding region runs from base 1 to 5511 and encodes 1836 amino acids. Gene Ontology annotation, molecular function: ATP hydrolysis activity; ATP binding; ABC-type peptide transporter activity.
AUGGUUUGGACGGUCCGACCCCCCGUGGACUACCGAGAGGCACUCCGGAUCACAGCACGGGCUGGGAAUUUAAUAGAAGAUCCGCCUCGAAAUUUUCAAACACAGCAAGGUCAAGCAGAUACUCUCACUUCCCUCUUUCCCAAGUUCUCGUUAGUGGUACCUAGCAAUAAGCUUUGCCUGUUGACCUCUCAGAAACGUCCAAGUGGUUUAUCAUCAGCACGAAAUCCUUCAAGUCAGUUCAAACAGCCACAAGCCGUCUUCAGCUACCACCACCAGCCGAUGCGCACUCAGAGGUACUUUCAAUCGGUCGUUACGCCUCAUCAACUUCCUCCACCAGCUCAUCGUGAAGUUCGGGUGUCGGGUGAUGAUCAUUGGUGCCGGAGCUCUUCGUCGCCGUACUGGGAUGGCCAGGAUUUCUCCCGAUGUGCUCGUCUGAAAUACUUAAUUGGCGAGCCGGCUCUGGUCCUUGUUUUCCUACUAGGAGGGUCUUUCAUCCUGCCGUAUCUUCCCCGUCUAUGGGAGCGCAUCCGAAGCAGGAACCUAGGUCGAUCAUGGAUGAAGAGGCGUGCCACGCCGUACGAAACAAUACACAAUCCAAGCACUCAAGUUGCUCGCAAAGACCCAGACCUAAAUGGACCUCAGGCCGUCUCACAAGCUGAAGAUCAGAUUAUUGCCAUCGAAGUCAUGCGCGAAGGUGGAUUAGGAAUCGAUGAGCAAGACCGUCAAGAGCUUCUCCGAACGCAUAACCUCCCUUGUCCCCCCAACGUCUGCCAGAACUCUUGCGCGGAUACCACCAGCUAUUUGACCGCCCUCGUUAGAUCCUGGAAGGAAUUCUCGAUCACCGCUUGCACCGUUGGAAUGCUAGUCACCGCCGCUGCACGUUACUUCAUCUCAACUGAUAUCGACGCAGGUUCACAUUGGCUCCUAAUUCCUAUCAUGCUCUGGUUAUUUGUCUCAGUGAUAUCAACCAUGAAACUUCUAAUUCAAAUCCAAUCCGUAAUCCGCAACAAACCUCAUCCUCACCCGAAAUAUUUCGAGCUGGAAUAUCGUACCGUACCGAUUUAUCUGAUCAACUUGCCUCUCGAGUUACUGGACACCCGCAGCAUUCUACUUCAGCAUUUCAGUAGCCAACAUACCGUUGAAUCGACAUAUCAACUCAUGGUGAUACGAUUGUUGACCCUGAUGUUUCUGAUCAUCGCAAAUGUGCUCGAGUUGGUGACUCCAAGACCUACGACACUACUCCCAGACUCAUCUAAGGAUCGAAGCUCAACAAUUGCAACAACUGAUGUGCAGCCUAACGCCCAACGACCUGGUCCUUUAGAACCUGGACGCUCGUUGCUAUCUUUGGCGUACUUCAUCCACACCGAUUCUUACUUAUGGCGACAUAAAUCUUCGACAGCGACAGAAGAAUCUAUUCCAGACGUACGGGUUGAUGACAAGUCUGCCGCAGUUUUGUUUCGUUGGAAAAAGGAUCAAGAUGAAUACGCAGCGGAAAAUAUCAAGCCCAGCUUCUUGCGUGCACUGACCUGGCACUUCAGGAAUAUACUCUUGAGUCAACAACUUUUUGCGUACUUCAACGCUGUCGGAUCCUUGUUGCCGCCGUUUUUCUUGCAGCGUAUCAUUGGCUUCAUAUCAUCCAAAUCGAGUGAUAAUCCGCAACCAGUUCAUGUGGCUUUGUUGUAUGCUUUUGGGAUGCUCGGCACUCAAGUAUUCUUGGCCUUCUCCCAAUCUGCUAGCCUAAUGAUUGGCCGUCGUCUCUCGGUUCGCUUGAGAGGCUUGUUGAUCACUUUGAUAUUUACGAAAUCACUUCGGCGAACUGGCGUGAAUCCGAAAGUAUCAGAAGUUGUAGACUCGAGUGAUGAUGGAUCAUCAACUGACAGCAAAUCGACAUCAAAGGAAGAUCCAGAGACCAGUGCCUCCACAGGAAAAAUUGCAAACCUUGUGUCAAACGACGUCGCCAGCUUGGCAGAAAUCGGAGCCUAUCUUCACUUCCUCUGGCCCGAAAGUGCCAUUCAACUUAUUCUAGCCGGUAUAUAUCUCUACAUCCUCCUGGGCUACAGCGCAUUGGCUGGGAUGUUUUGUAUAGUGAUCGCCGUGCCCAUCCAGAGCUAUCUGACUGCUCUUUGGGCUAGAUAUCAAGACCUGUUGAUGGCGGCAGCUGAUAAACGGUUGGGCUUGGCAACUGAGGUGAUCAACAACAUCAAAGUGGUUAAAUUUUUUGCCUGGGAAUCGAACUUUUUACAAAAAAUGCAAGUUUUACGUGAAGCGGAAUUGGUUAUGCUGUUCAAAAGACUCUUGGUUACCAUUGGCGAAUCUACAGUAUCAUUUUCUGUACCGAUCUUCGUUAGCAUUGUGACCUUCUACACACACACCAAAGUUUUGGGUAAAUCCUUGACCGCAGAAGAAGCUUUCACUGCGUUGGCCUUGUUCAAUGUUUUCAGGUUUCCACUUUCCGUGCUGGUUGGGAUGAUUUCUGGACUCUUACAAUCUUACGUAUCAUUGAAGCGAAUUGAAUGCUUCUUGAAUGAGAAAGAGACUGAAAAAUACUCGACCUUGUCGGUGCCCCGGCCUGAAGCAGGUGACCCACUCGUCGGUUUCAAAAAUGCUACAUUCACGUACGACGCAAAGCAAGAGGAUGCGGGCCCCGCUAUUGAGUCCUCCACAUUCAAACUAUGUGGACUCGACUUCGCUUUCCCUGAAGGAAAACUCAGUUUGAUCAUAGGGCGAGUUGGGAGUGGGAAAGGUACCCUUCUUCUGUCACUCCUUGGCGAAACCACCAAGCUUAGCGGAGAGGCGUUCCUGCCUUCACCCGUGUCUAGAGCUUGGGGGUUGGAUCCUGAGGUUCAGCUCACCGAAACUACCGCGUACUGCCCCCAACAAGCAUGGCUGCUUUCGGAUUCCAUACGAAACAAUAUUCUUUACGGUAGUACGAUGAAUCAGUCAAGAUACACGCAAGUACUCAAGGCUUGUGCAUUGGCUUCCGAUCUCACGACGUUUACCGAUGGCGAUUUGACUGAAAUUGGUGACAAAGGCACGGUACUGAGCGGAGGCCAAAAAGCUAGGAUUUCUUUGGCUCGCGCGUUAUACUCUCCCGCCAAAGUUCUCUUAUUGGACGAUGUUCUAAGCGCCGUGGACUCUCAUACCGCUCAGCAUUUGUUCAAUCAUGUGUUGACUGGCCCUCUCAUGAAGGAUCGCACGUGUAUAUUAGUAACUCAUGCUGUUGACUUAUGCAUGCCGGCUGCAUCGUUUGUUGUUUCGUUGGACCGAGGGCAAGUUGUAUACGCUGGAGACCCAUCAGCAUCCAAACUUGCAUCUGCGUUAAAUACUAUCUCCGAAGAUACCGAGGUCCAAAGCAGUCAAAGUCCUCGCGAAAGUGAUCAUGAGCUUACUAUCGAGAAUCUGGCAGCACCCACACUUCACGAGGACGAUGCAGUAGUCGAAAUCAAGACACGGGCGACCCAAAGAUUAGUCGAGGAAGAGCAUCAAGCCGUCGGUGCAGUCAGCCUUACAACUUACAAACUCUAUUACGAUUGUCUGGGUGGCUUUAUGCCGCUUUUCAACACUUUCGUCCUGUUCAUCUUGGCGGAACUGGGUAAUGUUUUAUCCACAUGGGUUCUCAAGCAAUGGGCCGAGAGUAACCAAGAAUCCCCCGCUCCGACGAGUCCAAUCUCUUCCAGUUUACUCGCACCUUCGAUUGUUACAUCAACCGAGAUUUCAUCUACAAGCCCGAACUUGCUAUACUUCCACUCAGAUUCUUCCUCAGAAAAAGAUCCAAACAGAGAAGCCCGUUUAGAUCGUUACAUUUUGUUAUAUCUCCUCACCGGCAUGUUCGCACUAGCUUUCGAGCUCAUUAGGGAGACUUAUUUCACUUGCCGAAGCAUAAUCGCUGGUCGCAAAAUCUAUGAACGUUUGAUCGGUACACUUCUGAGUGCCCAAGUGCGAUUCUUCGACACGGUACCCAUGGGGAGGGUGCUUAAUCGACUAUCUACUGAUGUCCGCACGGUUGACCGAGACCUGGCUGAUGCACUAAUUUACAUGGCUGAGGAUGUUUUGAGUACAAUCGCCAUUCUGAUCGUUGUCAUUGCCGUGCUGCCGAUGGGAUUCCUAGUUUCCACUAUGGGGGCAUGUCUGAUCUACGUGGCGAUCGGCUAUCUAUAUCUGGCUUCGACGAGAGAAAUUAAACGAUCCGAGUCGACCUCUCGCUCUCCUGUGAUUUCUUUGUGCACUGAAUGUUUGGGUGGCGUCACGUCAAUCAGGGCUUAUGGCGAUAUUGGACGCUACACCCAGCAGAUGUUCAAGCUUAUCGACGCAUACAACCGCCCAUUUUUUAUGUUAUGGAUGUGCAAUAGAUGGCUCUCUUGUCGGAUUGAUACGGCUGCCGCACUCUUCACUUUCCUGGUGGUCAUUUAUAUGAUCCAAAGUGAUAUGCCUGCCGCCUUGUCCGGCUUUGCGUUGUCGUAUGUGAUUACUCUGAACACGAAAACCCUGUGGAUCGUCAGAUGGUGGAGCGUCAAUGAAAUCAAUUUCAAUUCUAUGGAGCGAAUCCAUGAAUAUCUGGGCGUUGAUCAAGAACCCAAGAAUGGAAUUCAACCGCCCGCCGCCUGGCCUUCCAAACAAGGGACAAUCGAAGUCGAAGGCCUGACAGCUAGAUAUGCGCCUCAUUUGCCACCAGUCCUCAAGUCGGUUAGUUUUAGCGUCAAAGCCGGCGAAAAGAUUGGUAUUUGUGGACGCACAGGAAGUGGAAAGAGCACUUUGGCUCUAAGCUUCUUUCGAUUUAUCGAAGCCGAGGCCGGCCGGAUUGUUAUCGAUGGGCUCGACAUAUCAAAGCUAGACUUGGCCUCUCUGAGAAGUAGACUGACCAUCAUUCCACAGGAGAGUGUCUUGUUCUCAGCAACAAUUCGAUGGAACUUAGAUCCAUUCUCAGAACAUGAUGAUAGCCGAAUUUGGGAUGCCUUGCGCCGAGUCGGAAUGGCCGCCCCUUCAUUUGAGCUCUCGCCAAAUGGUAGCAACGCUGCAGACGCACCCCCUGAUUCCAAUUCCACGGGUCAAGAUUUACAAUUCAUCACAAGUUUAGAUAUGGAGGUCAAAGAAGGCGGGAAAAACUUUAGCACAGGUCAACGUCAGCUGUUGGCGAUUGCUCGUGCAAUACUCAAAUUAGAAAACUCGGCUUUACUGAUUUUGGACGAGUCGACUGCAAGCUUGGAUGCCGAAUCAGACGAGAAGAUCCAAGCAACAAUCCGAUCAGAAAUAGGCAAUUCAACAAUCUUAUGCAUCGCACACAGGCUGAAAACAAUCAUCGAUUACGACAAAGUAUUAGUUUUAUCAGACGGGGAAGUAUUGGAAUUCGAUGAACCCUGGAAGCUGUUACUGGAUGAUGAGGAUGGUGAACAAGAAGCCGGAUCAGUCAAAAAACCCUCCGCAUUCAAGGAGCUUUGCCUCAAGUCCGGUCAUUACGAUGAACUCAAACAAUCCGCCUUGCAAGCUAAAGAACUCCGGUCCAAGUCGCAUUAGCACUUUCGUAGUCUUUUUUUUUCUUUUUUGUGAUUUUUGGAUCGAACUUCCCUUCCUAGUCGUUUGCAAUUUCUCUCAAAUUCAAACUGACGUAUCGAUACAUAAGUCAUAUCCAGAUAUAUGAACAUCACACACGACGCCUGUUUUUCUUUGAUCUUCAUUCAAUUUGUCUUAAAUCGUUCAUAUUAUGUGUAGUCCAAAUAGAGUGUUUCCUUUCCCACGAGUGAUAUCUUUUUUUUCCCCUUUUUUUCAACAGCGUUAUCAUUUCCUCUUUUUUAAUCUACCAUCGUUCUGUCUAUCGUUCUCGUUGUCCCUCCCCUUUUUUUUAUUCACAUAAAAACUAGCAACCAUGCAAGGCGGAUUUUUUCGGGGC